This is a messenger RNA of Bombina bombina (fire-bellied toad), 1359 nucleotides long. RefSeq names its product glycine receptor alpha 2 (gene GLRA2). The record is from RefSeq and is a predicted model, not a curated record. Gene Ontology annotation, biological process: nervous system process; regulation of membrane potential; chemical synaptic transmission. The transcript has 9 exons. Gene Ontology annotation, cellular component: synapse; postsynaptic membrane; neuron projection. The coding region runs from base 1 to 1359 and encodes 452 amino acids. Lineage: Eukaryota; Metazoa; Chordata; Amphibia; Anura; Bombinatoridae. Gene Ontology annotation, molecular function: glycine binding; transmitter-gated monoatomic ion channel activity; transmembrane signaling receptor activity.
AUGAACCGGCAGCUGGUCAAAAUUUUGACAGCCUUGCUUGCAGUAUUCUAUGAUUCUAAUCAUUUCAGGGUGGCUUUCUGCAAAGAACAUGAUUCCAGGUCUGCAAAAUCCCCUCCACAGAGCAUGUCUCCUUCAGAUUUUUUGGAUAAAUUAAUGGGAAGAACAUCAGGAUAUGAUGCAAGAAUUAGACCAAACUUUAAAGGUCCUCCAGUAAACGUUACUUGCAAUAUUUUUAUAAACAGUUUUGGAUCAGUCACAGAGACCACAAUGGACUACAGAGUGAACAUAUUUUUGAGACAAAAAUGGAACGACCCACGAUUGUCUUAUAGUGAAUACCCUGAUGAUUCUUUGGAUUUGGACCCUUCCAUGUUGGAUUCUAUUUGGAAACCUGAUUUAUUCUUUGCUAAUGAAAAAGGAGCAAACUUUCAUGAUGUCACAACUGAUAACAAAUUACUGAGGAUUUUUAAAAAUGGAAAUGUAUUGUAUAGCAUCAGGUUGACUUUAACCUUGUCAUGUCCAAUGGACUUGAAGAACUUUCCUAUGGAUGUACAAACUUGUGCAAUGCAAUUGGAAAGCUUUGGAUACACAAUGAACGACCUUAUAUUUGAAUGGCUGAGUAAUAACCCAGUACAAGUUGCUGAUGGUUUAACAUUACCACAGUUUAUACUGAAAGAAGAAAAGGAACUCGGCUACUGCACUAAGCACUACAACACAGGAAAAUUUACAUGCAUUGAAGUGAAAUUUCACUUGGAACGUCAAAUGGGUUAUUACUUAAUUCAGAUGUAUAUCCCCAGCUUGCUGAUUGUUAUUCUGUCUUGGGUGUCAUUUUGGAUCAACAUGGAUGCUGCUCCAGCUAGGGUUGCACUCGGUAUUACCACAGUACUUACAAUGACAACUCAGAGUUCAGGAUCCAGAGCUUCACUUCCAAAGGUAUCAUAUGUGAAAGCCAUUGACAUCUGGAUGGCUGUGUGCCUAUUGUUUGUGUUUGCUGCCCUGCUGGAAUAUGCAGCAGUGAAUUUUGUGUCAAGGCAGCAUAAAGAGUUCCUGAGACUACGAAGGCGACAGAAAAGACACAGCAAGGAAGAUGAUAUGGUUCGUGAGAGUCGUUUUAACUUUAGUGGAUAUGGUAUGGGUCACUGCCUACAGGUCAAAGAUGGUACUGCAGUAAAAGCGGCACCUCCAAACCCUCCUCCUGUUCAACCAAAAGAUGCAGAAUCAAUUAAAAAGAAAUUUAUCGAUCGUGCAAAAAGGAUUGAUACAAUAUCCCGGGCUGCCUUCCCAUUGGCUUUCCUCAUUUUUAACAUCUUUUAUUGGAUUACAUACAAAAUCAUACGGCAUGAAGAUGUUCUCAAAAAAUAA